Paramecium octaurelia is the source of this 896-nucleotide messenger RNA. The record is from the annotation of a GenBank genome assembly. NCBI's taxonomy places the organism in Eukaryota, Ciliophora, Oligohymenophorea, Peniculida, Parameciidae.
AUGAACAUUAAUAACUAAUUACUAAAGAUUGUACAAGAUGUAUAAAAAAUCAUCUAAUUCCAAUAGAUUCAAUUAGCAAUCAAGAGUGAUUUCGAUCUCAAACCCAAUGUGGAUGAAUUGAUUAAAAUAUUGAGAUAACAAGUGACUAUUCUAAUUGAGUUGGUGCAACAACAAAAGAGUGUUGAGUAUGAUUAAUUGGAGAAGGCAGUUCAGAAAGCUGAAGCUGAAAUUCGAAACCAUGUUAGAGUAAUUGUGCAAUUCUAUUAAUUUAGGUAGAAUAGUAAAUGAAGUUAUAUUCAGACAGUCUCCAAGAGAAGAUCGAUUAAUUAGAGAGGGAAAAAUAAGAAUUACUCGACAAAGUACGCUUUCAUUCUACUAGCCAUUAAGAAUAAGACACUUCUUCAAAGUCAGGAACGAAAGAUCUCCUCAUAGAAUGCUACCAGGGAAUCGAGUCCCAGUUUAUUCAAGAAAUCCUACAUUUUAGGCAAUCAGGUGUACAAUAGAUAAUAAGCUACUUCGCAGGACAACUGCGCAUCGGUCAUACAAAAUUGUGAUAGUCAUUAAACCAGAGACAAACGAAGUUCUGGGACCCAACAUUCAUACAUAAUGAUGAAAAACAUGUAUGACAUUUAUAUAAGAUACUCAGUCGAGAAAAAAUCAAUAUGAAUGCUUCUUAGGAAAAGGUUAACGAUAAGAGUUCCACCCUUCUCAAAUCUCAAAAUAGCUCUGCACUCAUUAAGAUGUUUAACAUAUAGAAAUUGAUCAUUAAAAAUCAACAGGAUCAACAUUUGCAGCAAAUAAAAAAGUACUCAUAAUUCUUAUACCCCAUUUAGUAAGACUUUGAAUCAGAUUCUGGAUGAUUCACAAGCUACAAAAAAGAAACCCUGAAAUUAUCG